Messenger RNA from Parnassius apollo (apollo), 240 nucleotides. NCBI's taxonomy places the organism in Eukaryota, Metazoa, Arthropoda, Insecta, Lepidoptera, Papilionidae. The record is from the annotation of a GenBank genome assembly.
AUGGAGUCCUUGAAUAUGUCGAAGCUUAAUUUGUCGAGUGUCAGGAGUCACGCCUCUAACGAUACUGUGAUAAAACCUGAGAUUUCUGAGUUCAAAUUGGAAACUAAUAUGCUCACAGAUCCUGAUGAUGAGUACCAUUGUGAAUAUAGAGAGGAUAUCUGGAAAAAUCUAUUGGAACAAGAGGCACAAAAGCCAAUUAUACAUCUUCAGUCACCGCAAGUAAGUAAAGCUUGUACAUAG